This is a messenger RNA of Odontomachus brunneus, 2710 nucleotides long. Its product is annotated as retinol dehydrogenase 11-like. Bases 899 to 1861 code for a protein of 320 amino acids. The transcript has 7 exons. The record is from RefSeq and is a predicted model, not a curated record. NCBI's taxonomy places the organism in Eukaryota, Metazoa, Arthropoda, Insecta, Hymenoptera, Formicidae.
CGCGAACUAGCCGGGUCGAGAUCGAUUACAACGGCGUACGCGACUGUUACAUUCGACGAGUGUUAGGGCAAGUGAGAUGCUCAUCGUCUAUGCAUCUCGAGCGAUAAAUACAAGAAAAAAAAAGAUAAAGCUUCAGUUCGUUACAUCUAAUCUUCAUUUCGUUAAAUUUAAUCACGGUCACAAAAUACUACAGUAAUUUUUAUUUUAAAAUACUUUCCAUGUUUAACAGUCACGAUGCAUGAGAUAUCGUAGUAUAUCACGUCAAGUGAGAAGCACAACAUAAUUAUCGCAUCAAUUACGUCAUACUUUAAUGCAAUACUCGGAACUAAUUAAACUUUCGACGCAAUUCUCUAACAAUAGCCUUACUUAGUAUUUUAAUUUUAAUUUUAAUUUUAUAUUUAAUUUAUUAGCUUAUGUGUUACAACAGUAGUGCUUUCCAAUGUACACAUAAUAAGUGCGCAACAAUGUUCAACGAUAACGAUAUUCUUGUUCAAAGUGAUAGAAUAAAGUGACACAGCUCUCUUUACGACUUAUCUUGGCAAGCAAUGCAAUUGACCUGCGCGGUACUCAAUCUCAGGAGUGUUCCUUUGGUGUUUGAAAAGCUUCCCCAUCAAAAUUAUAAGAUUCACACUCCUGAGAUUGCAUCAGUUAUUUGCUUUACCCUGCUCGGAUAACAGGAGCAAAAAAGAUAACUCGACAUCGACUUUAGAGUCAUCUCACAAGUUGAAGUGAUUGUAAGCACUCUUUUAAUAUACUACGUUGUAUUAAACAACUUUGCGAAUUUGUGAACUUUGUUCGCAAAAAGCAGCUUAUAUAUACGCAAACUAAUUGGAUAGAUUAUUCAGUGAAGUGAAUUCGUGAAGCUACAGACAAAUUUUCAUAAGUUCUUCAAUUCGAAAUGUUUCGAUAUAAUGCAAUGUGUACCAGCAAAGUGGGUCUUAAAGGUAAAACUGUAAUUGUAACUGGAGCAAAUACUGGCAUCGGCAAGGAGGCGGCCCGAGAUUUUUACGCAAGAGGUGCUAGAGUAAUUUUGGCCUGUAGAAACCUGGACAAGGCCAAAGAAGCAGUUGAGGACAUAAAAAACAAUCCACCCAAAAAUAUGAAGACGGACGUGUAUCUAAAUUUGGUGGGCGAGCUCGCGGUUUACCACUUGGAUCUUUGUGACUUGGAAAACGUGAGAGCCUGUGCAAAAGACUUAAUAGAGAAGGAGGCUGCCAUUCAUAUACUCGUCAAUAAUGCCGGAGUGGUUGGUCCUUACAAGAAAACGAAAGAUGGAUUCGAGGUGACGAUACAGACAAAUCAUCUUGCUCCUUUUUUAUUGACACUCUUGCUGCUGCCAAAAAUACGAUCCAGCUCACCCAACUGCAGAAUAGUCAACGUUUCAUCACUUGCACAUCACUACGGUGACAUCUAUUUCGAUGACAUCUGCCUGGAGAAUUCUUACGGACCAUUAAAAGCUUAUAUGCAAAGCAAAUUGGCGAACGUCUUAUUUACGAAGGAACUCGCGCGUCGAUUAAAAGAGGCGGAUAUUCACGGGAUAAACGUAUACUCUUUGCAUCCUGGCGCCAUACCCACCCAAAUAAGCCAGAAUAGUAAUCCGAUUUUGAACUUCUUUUAUACUUCACUGCUAAAGAUAUUCGGUAAGAAUGUUGCACAAGGAGCGCAAACGAUAAUACAUUGUUCGGUGGACGAGAAACUAGCCAACGAGACUGGACUCUAUUAUACAGAAUGCAAAGUUGCCAACCCGCAAUGGAGGGCGAAGGAUGAAGAAUACGCGAAAAAAUUAUGGAACUUAUCCUGCGAACUAUUGCACCUACAACCCAUAGAGGAACUUAAUGCAUUUUUGAAAACUGUCAAAUGAUGCGACAUAUUGACGAAAACGCAUGUUAAUAUCACGUGUAAUUACUAAGUUGAACAAAUAAAUGACGCUUUGUCUCAAUUAAUGUCAAUCAAUGUUUGUAUUAAAACUAAUUAUAGAGAAAAGUAUAAUUUGCUUGCCGUGGCUCGUGUUCGUUAAUAUAGACAUGGCAAAGUAUAUCGAAGUCUUACUUGUUGAUUAACUUGUAUUAAUAAAUAGAGAUAAUGUACAGUUUAUACGUAUCAGCGAAUACCAGCGAAACUGAUAUAAAAAUAUCAGCGAAAAUAUGCGAUAUGUCUGACAGAAAUUCAUAUUUAUCAAUUGACCAAAAGAGUAUCUAGUAUGUAUUGCGCGAGUAAUUAAAUAAAUGAAAUCUAAUAAUAACAAUGAAUAACAAAAAUGUAAUAAUCAUCAUUUAGUAAUUACCACAUAAUCUGUAAUAAUAAAGCCUAUAUUUUAACAGUUAUUACUUGAAAUUGGAAGUCAAAUGUGAAACACUGGAGACCGUAUUAAUAAUUGUUACUCGAAACUUGCUUUAGUUGAAACACUCAGAUUUGAAUUUACAAUCAAAUGUGAAUCUUUCAACUGAAUCACGAUUGGAAACGUAACAAUCAGGUUUUUAUACUGAUUUAUAAUAUCGUUAGAAUAUAUCAUAAUACACGAGGAAAUAAGGAUAGGAUGUACAUAACUAGAAAUAUUAAGUUGUGACAAGUAUAGUUACAUCAUACUCUAAUUAUCUUAAUAUAUAUAUAAUAUGGUAAUAUGUAUGAUUAAUAUGAUUCAUUAUUAGUUACUUUGGUAACGUUGCAUAUAUUGUGUAAUUCAAAUAAAAAACCCAUAUCUAACUCUAAA